CUACGUGGUCGCAAAUCGCAAUGGUACGGAAAUGUAAACAUGCACAGAUAAUUUUUUACUUAAAGAAUUUGUGACUAUAAUUAUGGGACUAGGAUUGAGUUUUACAUCUAAACAUUUAAAUCAAUCUAAAAUGUAUUAAAAACAAAAACAUCAUUUGUUAUUGCAACAUUAGUAACUAAUAUAUCUUAUUUUUCUGUGACUGAUGUGAACAUAGGCAAAAGCCUAGUGAAGCGCCGAACAAAAACCAAGACCGCUAAUGGCGGACGCUAAUAAUUUUGGAAGUUUCGUGAUUCCGUUUUCAGCCCAACAUUCCCCAUAGACUUUUGUGAACAAGUUUAUUAUUAGUGAAUUCGUAUAGUGUUAAAAUGUGUAAGUGAUAUCAAAUGAUAAAUUUGAUAAUGACAAAAGCGACCGCUAGCAGUGUAACCUUUUCCAUAACCUCGUUUAUGCGAAUGGAGUAGAUAUGUGAUCGAUGUGUGUGCGUCGGUGAACGAUUUGUCGUCAUUUCGCUUUAUAAUUCGUGCGAAGUAUUUGGGUUUUUAGUGAUGGAAGUGUCCGCGUCGCGGUUUUGCAAUCCGACGCCCGUUUUCGAUGUAACGUAAGUGAGCCGGUCGAUCGCGAGAAGUGUUAGCAGAGACGGCCGCCACCAGCCGAACAUGGCUGCGACGCAGGCUGAGUCUCAGCGAAGUGAAGCGACCGUAGACCAGAGUCCAUCGGAGCAGCUCAGUGAAUCUAGGAACGCUCUGUUACAAAACGGCACAGAUAAGUCCGUCGGGCGCGUUCCGCUCGAUGGCGUUGUGAAUACUAAGAGUAAAUCGCCUAUGUCUGUCGAAGCGGGCCAGCCUCGAGACGGAGGCGAAGCGCCGGGUCAUGAUCGGUCUGGCGCCGAUCAGUACGGGGCCUACAGGUAUCCAGAAGGCGCUGACCCGUAUUACUCACCUAGGCCCGGCUUCCCUGGUAAGCCUAGGCCGCCUCAACAACAAAGAUUCUUUCCGGGCCAAGCUGUAUCGCAAGCGCCAGGGCCGACGCCAACUUUGAACUCUUUAUUGCAAUCUAGUGGCGCGCCACCGCAUCGUUAUCCAAACAAUUAUGAUCAGCAACAGGGUGCCUAUGGCCCCACUCCAGGCUGGCCACCUCCGCGACCUAUGCCUCCAUACAACCCCCAAGGGGGACCAUACAGGAAUUCAACACCGCCUCGUGGUUACGGCGGGCCACCAUACGGCGCGGGCGCUCCCGGAGGUCCGCAACAACCGCCAGGCGCGUACGGACCGCCAGGCUCAUAUCCGCCGAGGUACCCACCAGGUCCUCCUGGCGCGCCUAAUUCAAGACCUCCCUUUUCACCGCAUCAGGGCUACGAGCGGGGUGGUUCACCACAACCAACUCACCCGCAAGGUGCUCCAAGUCCUGGGUCAGCGCAGGGUGCGCCCGGCGGCCUGUCACCAACUCAUGACUCACAUCCCUCGCAUAUGCCACCUGGGUCACAACCACAUCAGGGUUAUCCACCUCCACCGAGGCCUGGCCAGCCGUCCACACCAAACGCGCAUGACCAAGAUUCGGAUCUGACCGGGCAGAACAGCAAUGACUCGGGCGGCAGCGGCGGCGCCGGGCGCGCCAGCACGCCGCAUUUGAGGCCUACACCGAGCCCCACAGGCUCCAGUGGAUCGCGAUCCAUGUCACCGGCUGUCGGUACACAGAACGUCAGUAUGCCACCGCGACCGUCAUCGUCACUGUCAGACGGCGGCGGCCCGCCAGUGCGAGCCGGGGCCCCGGCGGCCGGCCCGCCUCCUUCUGGGGCUCCACCGCCCGGGGCCAUGCUCCCGCAGUCCUACCACUAUAAGCCCGCGCCGUACCCGCCACAGCCCUACGGAUAUCCGCCGCCGCGUAACCAUCCAUAUCCAUAUGGCGGGUACCGACCUACGGCGCCACCGCAUCCUUCUCAACACUAUCCACCACUUAAGGGUGGUGUGGGCCGUCACAUGGGUCCGCCGGGUGAAUCAAUGGGACCGCCAAAUGCGCCAGGAGAGGCUCACGAUAAUGGUCCGGCGCCGCCAGCAACAGCCCUCGUCACGACCGGCCCUGAUGGAGCUCCAUUGGACGAAGGCAGCCAGCAGAGCACGCUCAGUAAUGCAUCCGCAGCAUCGGGCGAAGAGCCAUGCGGCACCGGCAAGGGCUCUCGCAAGGACUAUGGCAGUGCGGCGCCUUCGCCCUCGCCGGGAGGUGGCUCACAUUCCUCCGCCCACGAUGACUACGAGACUUCGCCGUCGCCUUGGCCAAGACCACCCUCUAGUCCCGUGUUUAACAGUCACAUACCUCCGGAGUCCUACAGAUCAAAGAAGUCGGACUCGCUGGUCAAGCUUUACGAGAUGGACGACGCCCCUGAGAGGCGGAGCUGGGUCGAGAGGCUACUCGCCUUCAUGGAGGAACGCCGGACGCCCAUACCCGCAUGUCCGACCAUUUCCAAGCAGCCCUUGGAUCUCUACAGGCUGUAUCUACUUGUGCGCGACCGGGGUGGAUUUGUUGAGGUGACGAAAAACAAAACGUGGAAGGACAUAGCUGGCUUACUCGGUAUUGGAGCGUCUUCGUCCGCCGCUUACACGUUACGGAAGCACUACACAAAGAAUUUGUUAGCUUACGAAUGUCAUUUUGAUCGGGGUGGUAUAGACCCGCAACCCAUCAUCAACCAGGUCGAAGCCUCCACUAAGAAAAAGAGCGGAAAGAACAAUAACGCUGCAAAUGCAGGUAAGGCAGGCAGUUCAAACAACGCUGAACAAUUUGCGGGAAGCGGCGCCGGCGGAGCACCUAUUGACGCCUACCAGCCUCACUACGCGCCUUAUCCGCCUCAACCAGCCCAGCAAGGCGGCGGGGCGGGCGGGGACAUCGCCGCGUCCAACCCGUUCGACGAGCCGCCCGGCCCGCGGAGACCGCCAGGUUACCAACAAGGAUAUGGUUAUGAAUAUGGGUCCCCGUAUCCGGGUAAUCGGCCUGUUUACCCGCCAUAUGGCCCCGAAGGGGAUAGGGGUUACAGUCCUGGUGAAUACGGCCGAUAUGGCGGUUACGGCGGACCGUAUCGUGCAGGCGCACCCGCUCCAGGCCCUGGUGCGACUCCUGGAGCCCCGGCGCCACCGUCCCCGGCCGGGGCCCCUCCUGCGCAGCCCUACCCAGACUAUUACCGCCAACCGCAUCCGCAUCAACCACCACACCCCCCUCCACAUCCGCCACACCCGCCACAUUCGCCGCAACAACCGCAUGAGAUUGCGUCGUGCGGCGGGCUGAUGGGCUCGCAACUCGCGAGGCAACUGGUGGCGCCGCUGCCCCCCGCCUCCAGACCAUACCAAUACGGCGGCAAGGGCGCACCCCCGGUUCCUAAUGCGGGUCCACCCGGCGUAGCGGGAGCACCUCGGCGGCAUCCAGACUUCGCGAAGGAGCCCUACAAUUCGAGUGCCCCACCCGGGGCGCCGCCGAGCCCCGCGGGGCCUCGAUUUGGCGGCGGUUGGGGUCCCGGCUUUCAGCGUGCCGCAUCACCUGGCUGGCGACCGCCUCACCAUGCCCCCCUGCCCCACCAUCAACAACCAGGAUGGCCACCACAGCCUCAUCAGCCGCAUCAACCCUACCAUCCACCGGCGGCGGGCGGACCGGCGUGGGGCGGGCCGCGGCCGCCGCAGGAUCUAUCGCCCGCCGCGCCUUCGCCCGGGGCGACAUCUGGUGUCGGACAAAUUAAACGAGAAUUGACUUUCCCUCCGGAGUGUGUGGAAGCGACGGUGCCCGCGCCUGAAAAAAGACGCAGACUGACAAAGGGUGACGUCGCCCCGGUGGACGCGUGGCGAAUCAUGAUGGCGCUCAAGUCCGGUCUUCUUGCGGAGACUUGCUGGGCGCUAGACAUCCUCAAUAUUCUACUCUUUGACGACACCUGCAUUGGCUUCUUCGGUCUCCAGCAUCUGCCCGGUUUGCUCGAUUUGCUGUUGGAGCAUUUCCAGCGGAGUCUCGCUGACGUGUUCGACGCGCCCGCCGCGGCUCCCGAGCCCUGGUACGCGCCGCCGGUGGUCCAAGAAUCAAUUGCGCCGCCACCCCGACGUAUCGAGCCUCCCGACCCCGCAGACCGAGUUAAGGUUACCACGGGCGAGAAUUACACGCUGCAGUCGCGUCGUCGCGUGCCCGUCACUUUCGUCACUAAGCUGGACGACGACGCGCUCUUUGCGCCCGAGGAUCCCGAAACCAACGACGAUGUCGAGGACGUGAUAGAGCCUUGGCAAACCGACACGGUCAGUAGAUUCGACCACGUGAUGCCCUGCUUCCGUGCCGAGUUCGUACACCUGCCGUUCGCACGGGUUCUGCCAGGCGAGCGAGCACCUUCGCCGCCCGCGCCUCCGGCGUCGCCCCACUCGGACGGACCCAGCGAUACGCCCGCCCUUCCCGACACGGCCGACCCGCCCCCCUCCGAACCGCCGUCAACGGCCACGGAUGAUGGGGACAACUUGGAGGCGGAACCGAUGGACAUAGAACCCGAAAGAAAACCGGCCUUACAAAUUCGGGAUUCUGCCGGAGUGCUCAAAAGACGACGAUUGGAGGACUACGAAGACGAAUGCUACACGCGCGACGAGCCUAGCCUAAAUCUAAUCAACGAAACGCGGGACGCCCUCGCCAAGCGGUGUAUAGCGUUAUCCAACAUUCUCCGCGGGCUGACUUUCGUGCCCGGCAACGAGGCGGAAUUCUCGAGGUCGAGCGCCUUCUUAGCUCUCGCUGGGAAGCUACUGCUGCUACACCACGAACACGCGCCUCGGGCGGCCCGGGCCAAGGCCUACGAGCGUGCCGCGAGAGACGAGGUGGACGCGGACGCGUGCUGCUCCAGUCUGAAGGGCGAGAGCGAGUGGUGGUGGGACACGUUGGCGCAACUGCGGGAGGACGCGCUGGUCUGCUGCGCCAACAUCGCCGGCAGCGUGGAGCUAUCCGGUCAAUCCGAAGCCGUGGCGAGGCCGCUUCUGGACGGCCUCCUUCACUGGAGCGUGUGUCCCGCGGCCGUAGCCGGCGACGCCCCGCCGACCGCCUCCCCGGCGUCGCCCUUGUCCCCUAGAAGAUUAGCCCUAGAGGCACUUUGUAAAUUGUGUGUGACGGAUGCGAACGUGGAUCUCGUACUGGCGACGCCCCCGCGAGGGCGUAUCGCCGCAUUGUGUGCGGGGCUGGCACGGGACCUGUGCCGGCCCGAGCGGCCCGUUGUACGGGAGUUCGCGGUGAAUCUGCUGCAUUACCUGGCGGGGGCGGGCGGUGCCGCAGCCCGCGAGGUGGCAACGCAUGCGCCCGCCGUGGCGCAGUUGGUCGCCUUUAUCGAGAGGGCAGAGCAGACGGCUCUCGGCGUCGCUAACCAACACGGCGUGGCGGCGCUUCGAGACAACCCCGACGCUAUGGGUACCUCCCUGGACAUGUUGAGGCGAGCGGCCGCCACGCUGCUGCGUCUGGCGGAGCACCCCGAAAACAGGCCGCUGAUCCGCCGCCACGAGAGGAGACUGCUGUCGCUGGUGAUGAGCCAGAUCUUAGACCAGAAGGUCGCGCACGAGCUGGCCGGGGUGCUGUACCACUGUAGCCAACAAAAGUGUGACGAACCGCAAGAAGAGUGAGUGAACAGUGCCGUGAGUGAGAGGCGAGUGGCGGCGGGCGGCGGCGUACCGAUGGGUACGUGUACAUAUAGCGAUAGCGCCCCGCCCGCCCUGCGCGCCUAGCGUGUACAAUCUGAAUUUCGUUAUUUAUGUCCACGAUGAUUUAUUUACAAGAAUGUCAAUGUGCUAUAAUCGAUUUCUAUUGUUCGAUUGAAAAACAGAUGUAUUAUAACUCGUAAUUUUGAUUUUUAUAAUAAAAUGGGACUUGAAUCUG
This is a messenger RNA of Pieris rapae (cabbage white), 5862 nucleotides long. It is a transcript of the gene osa, whose product is annotated as trithorax group protein osa. Gene Ontology annotation, cellular component: brahma complex; SWI/SNF complex; nucleoplasm. The record is from RefSeq and is a predicted model, not a curated record. The transcript has 19 exons. Gene Ontology annotation, molecular function: DNA binding; nucleosome binding. Lineage: Eukaryota; Metazoa; Arthropoda; Insecta; Lepidoptera; Pieridae. Gene Ontology annotation, biological process: chromatin remodeling; regulation of transcription by RNA polymerase II; positive regulation of DNA-templated transcription. Bases 657 to 5609 code for a protein of 1650 amino acids.